Molecule: messenger RNA, 1818 nt
Organism: Salvelinus sp. IW2-2015
Lineage: Eukaryota; Metazoa; Chordata; Actinopteri; Salmoniformes; Salmonidae
Gene: pipox
Product: pipecolic acid oxidase
Cellular component (GO): peroxisome
Molecular function (GO): flavin adenine dinucleotide binding; sarcosine oxidase activity; L-pipecolate oxidase activity
Source: RefSeq, a predicted model, not a curated record
AUGUCUUCCCGAGACUACGACUGCAUAGUGAUAGGAGCCGGGGUUCAGGGCUCUUUCACUGCCUAUAACCUUGCGAAAAAUAACAAGAAAACACUUCUACUUGAACAGUUUGUUCUGCCGCACUCUCGUGGCAGCUCUCAUGGCCAGACACGCAUCAUCCGCAAGGCCUAUGACGAGGACUACUACACCCACAUGAUGGAGGAGUGUUAUCAGCUCUGGUCUCAGCUGGAGAAAGAGGCUAACGUCAAGCUGUACAGACGUACAGGUCUGCUAGUGAUGGGUCCAGAGCAGGGGGACUACCAGGUGUUCAAGUCCACCCUGGAGAGGAACAAGGUUCCCAUAGUGAUCCUGCCGAGGGAGGAGUUCAGCCAACACAUCCCCCAUGUUAACCUGUCCCAGGGAAACGCAGCCCUGGUGGACACCACUGCCGGAGUGCUGUACGCUGACCGCACACUCAAAACUGUACAGGGACAGUUCCAGAAACUGGGGGGCGUGAUCAAGGACGCACAGAAGGUGAUUGACAUCACACCGGGCUCUGUGGUAACCGUGACGACAGUCAGUGGGGUGUACAGAGCUAAGCGCUUGGUGAUCACAGCUGGACCCUGGGCCAACACCCUGCUGUCCCACACAGGCCUUCAGCUACCACUGCAGGUGCUAAAGAUCAACGUGUGCUACUGGAGAGAGAAGAUCCCUGGCUCCUACAACGUCCAGCACCGCUUCCCCUGCUUCAUCCAGCUGGAGUCAGAGGAGGCCAAGCAUCACAUCUACGGCCUCCCAUCCAAUGAGUACCCAGGCCUGAUGAAGAUUUGCUACCACACGGGCCCUGAGACGGACCCUGAUGAGAGAGACAGACAGAUGGACAAGGGGGACAUAGACAUCCUACAGCGCUACAUCACCCGCUGCUUCCCUGGCCUGGUGCCCAUCCCUGCUGUGGUGGAGAGCUGCAUGUACACAGUCACGCCAGACGACCAUUUUGUCCUGGACCACCAUCCCACUCAUAGUAACAUCAUCAUCGGAGCAGGCUUCUCGGGUCAUGGAUUCAAGUUUGGCCCAAUCGUUGGCAAGCUGCUGUGUGAACUGAGCCAGGGAGACGUGCCCUCCUAUGACCUCUCCCCCUUCAGAAUCAGACGCUUCCAAGCCCACUCCAAGUCAGCACUGUAGGAUCGGGACCGCUGGCUUUAACAACCUCAGGAACCAGACCUUUACAAAAUGAAGAAAUUAAAGGUUUUCAUACCAGUGUGUCUGAAGCCUAAACAAACAAUGGCCGUUCGUAAAUAAAUACUUAAUUUUCCAGCUAAUCAUUGAGAAAAGUGAUGUAGGGAGGAGAGCCUUAUGAAGGAAAAAGGAAACCYCACACUGCUCUUGAUAGUAUCACCGAUCUUUAAUAAGCUUUACGUAUCGGCCUCACGGCCUUCGUCAGAGCUUUGAAAUGGAGAGCCUUGAAAUGAGAAGAGGAAACAAAUCAAUGAUUCACUAAAGCUGAUCUAUCAGCUGCUGUGUUUGUACUGCUCUGUAAAUCAUACUCUCAUAGCCUCUGCUUGGACCUUUGACCCGUCCUGCAGCAUUUCAGACAAUACUAAUAAUAAUGUAUUACAUUUGUAAUGCACAUAAUAAAAGAGCAACUAAAAAAUAGGUUAGAUAUAUUUGUUUUGUUAUUUUAAACAUCUCAUGAAAGCAACAAUCAAAGUCUAAGAGGAAGGCCAUAAUGGUAGGCCAGCUGAUAGAGAAUCUAAAGGCCAACUAUAACAUUGUUGUACCACUGUAAACGCGUUCAUCUGUGACAAAUGGUAUUAAACUUGGGAAAAAAUUGUACCCUUA